GAAGUGCGGUUGCGGUAUGUUUAUGUUCGUUGUUUGUGAGUGGACGAAUGGGUGAAUAAGAGAAAAGAGUACUUUUGACUUGAUGCUGACGUGCUGACGCUAAGGAUGUGACAGUACAACUUGUUUUCUUUUUAGCCAUACCUUUUAAAGAAUCUUCUUUAUUCAGUUCUCGCAGCGCUCAGUAAAAGAAACUUCAAAACAAUGCAAGGAUCUAGAAAAUCUCAUAUUGGCUCCCUGGGUCUGAAACCUGUGAGGUUAGAUACUUUGAGCUGUCUAACCGGUACAAGACAUUCACCUAAUGCAGUUCAUCUAGGAGCAACACGUACGCCACACAUGGGAAGUUCCAAGCGUGUUAAACCCAUCAGAGAGGGUGAUGUCAAGGAGCUGAGUGUUCUAUACUCAUCAAUAAAGAAACAAGGUCACUCCAGCAACCUAAGGGCAAAGACUCCUAAUUCACGUCGAUGUUUGUAUGAUGAUCUCAACAACCAGACUCCUGGUAUUAAGAAGAUUUCUAGUGCCCAGCGCAAACCAGGGAGAAGUGGGCAAGGAGCAUCAAAGAAAGCAGAAUCAUCUAAAAUACCUAGAGUAUCAAUUACUAGACCUAAGUCCACAGUUAGCAAAAGACCCUCAACAUUGAACCCUCCAGUACCAUCAAAUGUCAGUAAAGGCCUUCCAGAGAAAAGAAAUAGACCGGUCUCAUCAAGACCACCAGUCUCAUUACUACCUCAACCAGGCACAUCUACGCGUGGAAACAUAGCACAACAAGACCUCCUUUGCCAAAUAAAAUGUUUAGUAGAAGAGCAGAGGAAAAUGUUUGAAGAAACCCAAUCCAAUAUGGAAAUGCAGAAGAAAAUGCUUGAAGAAGCAAAUUUUGUCAUAGAACAGCAGAAGAAUAUGCUUGAAGAAGCCAAAGCUGCCUUUUCUUCUCUACUUUGUGAUCAGAGGAGUACUUUAAAUGAUAUGCAAUCAAUUUUAAGCAAGCAGAAAAAAUUGCUAGCUGAAGACACUGAGCAUGAGUUUACCAAAUUAGAGAAACAAUUUAAUUCAAGACUUAGUGUAGCUGGGACACAGACUGCACCUUUCCAAGCUACAAGAAGUUCGCAAAUCAAACCAGUCGACAAAGAGAAUUCCUCACCAAAAUCAGCAGCUGCUUACAGAGAUAUGCGUAAAUCAUUUGGCUGCCUUCACACCCCUAUUACUAAAAAGUCUCAGGUUUCUAAACCCAAAACUCCCAGAUCUUUACUGUUAUCAGCUAAAGUGAAAGCUCAGCUAGAAGAACUUCUUGAUGAAUAGCUACCUGUUGACUGUCCCUCAAAUAGGGUUUCCGCAACCUGAAUAAGUAUGGUCAAGACACCCUGGACCUCAAACAAUCCAAAAAUACCAAUUAUGGCAACUUUCAGGAGGGGGACCUCUUAUGCACAAUUACCAUUUAUUACUCUGUAUAUUAAACAUGCUCUAGUCUUUAUUACUAAUUUUUAUAAUUUUGAAAAUAUACUUCUUAAACAUAA
Molecule: messenger RNA, 1508 nt
Organism: Frankliniella occidentalis (western flower thrips)
Lineage: Eukaryota; Metazoa; Arthropoda; Insecta; Thysanoptera; Thripidae
Exons: 4
Coding region: 202-1293 (363 amino acids)
Source: RefSeq, a predicted model, not a curated record